Molecule: messenger RNA, 386 nt
Organism: Scaptodrosophila lebanonensis
Lineage: Eukaryota; Metazoa; Arthropoda; Insecta; Diptera; Drosophilidae
Exons: 2
Coding region: 16-372 (118 amino acids)
Source: RefSeq, a predicted model, not a curated record
CAUUCCAGUUAGAAUAUGCUGACGUUUACAUUUCUGGCCAACGUGUUUCUCUUACUGUUGAGUCAUGAGGACGCUCACGUGAUCCAUGUUAUACUCAACGAUGUGGUUGUAUUAGUCACAAAUGAUGACUGGAACUGCGACAAGAUUACAUGUCCUUUGCCAACUGCACUUUGCCGAGUGGUGGUGCGACCCGAUAAUACCAAUCAAGGAAAAGCUAUACGCAUUAAUAUGUGCCUCGAUGAGAAAAAUAACACAUUAAUUGAGAAAACAUUCACGGAAGAUAGGCGAUUGUCACUGAGCGGCCGACUGACUAUGUUUACGUUUCGGAAUGGAAAUUCUUUUAGCGAGAACAAUCCAUUGGCCAAAGAUUAAGCGGAUACUUUAUA